AUGGAGGUGCACCUCGGCAAGUUCGAGCUUGACACCCUCGAGGAGGACCGGCUGGUCACGCUUAAGCUCGACGCGGUGCACAAAACGGCCAGGAAGGCAGAGAGCGACUUCUACAUAUUACAAGGCUUACGCGCGUCUGUCGUACGCUUCUACCUUGAGAGCGCAGACGUGCCUGCUGACUCCGCGCAGGUGCUCAUCCAGCUAACGCACCAUGGUGACUCAACAUUUUGUAACGAGUACGACAUGCCUAUUAGGUUUAACCACGAGAACAUUAACUUUGACUUCAAGUACAAUGCUUGUAUACGCGAGAUACUCAUGGAUGGUGAUCUUAAGGCGAAGGUUUGCUUAGAGCAUGACUUGAAGCUUGCCCUGCCGAGUCCCUUUGGUACCUGGACCGUGGGCAUCUCCAAGGACUGGAACUCGGACGAGCUGUAUCUCUCUGGUAUAACGGACGCCUGGUUCGAAUUCCCAGGGUGGACGCGGGAAUUCAGCGCGUAG
Molecule: messenger RNA, 498 nt
Organism: Colletotrichum navitas
Lineage: Eukaryota; Fungi; Ascomycota; Sordariomycetes; Glomerellales; Glomerellaceae
Exons: 1
Coding region: 1-498 (165 amino acids)
Source: RefSeq, a predicted model, not a curated record